This is a messenger RNA of Sarcophilus harrisii (Tasmanian devil), 9657 nucleotides long. It is a transcript of the gene MGAT5, whose product is annotated as alpha-1,6-mannosylglycoprotein 6-beta-N-acetylglucosaminyltransferase. The transcript is spliced from 19 exons. The record is from RefSeq and is a predicted model, not a curated record. Gene Ontology annotation, biological process: protein N-linked glycosylation. Gene Ontology annotation, molecular function: alpha-1,6-mannosylglycoprotein 6-beta-N-acetylglucosaminyltransferase activity. Lineage: Eukaryota; Metazoa; Chordata; Mammalia; Dasyuromorphia; Dasyuridae. Gene Ontology annotation, cellular component: Golgi apparatus. The coding region runs from base 957 to 3188 and encodes 743 amino acids.
CUAAAGAAGGAUUCACGCCCCCAUCCUCUCCUCAUCUCUUCUGCUUUCAACCCCUAGCAUGCCGUCCUCCCGCUCCACUAGAGAAGGGAAGAUAUUCCCCCAGAAAGAGAGGGACGGAGUGACUAGGACAAGUCGGGGGAGCAGAGCCGGGAGGCAGCUACUGAGCCUCCUAGGCUUGACCUCCUUCUGCAGCUGUCCAGCGCUCGGGCCGUUCGGGUAGGACCUUGGAACUCAAGAGCCGGGGUGGGCUGCUCCCCGGAGACCGGCGCCCUCGCGCCCACUCCGUAGUCCCACCCGUGGGACGGGUAUCUGAGCUUGGGUCUGCUCCUCCCUAGAGAGAGGGACAGCUUUCAGGUUUGUUUGAGGCGUGUUUGGGAUGUUGGAAGCUUACGGGCAUCCUGUGUGGAAGAGAAGUCUAAGGGAGAUGAGCAGGAGAAUGAGCGACUGUGUAUUAAAAAUGGGAGACUCCGAGACCGAAUCUUGUCCACCCACGGGAGUCCUCCUGAAAUCGAGGUGCUAAAAUGCAGUGAGUGACCAGAGAGUAGAAGAAGAGGACUAAGUAACACAGCUGGCCAAUCCAGAAACAGAGCAUGUCUACAGCACCUGAAGAAUUGAGAGUUUGUUGUAUAUUAAACAAGUCUCUCUGUUUAGUCACUACUAAGAGCUUAGUAUGUGAUUGACCUAUUGGUAAAUCAUUGGCUCCCUUCACUCCAAGAUCCUAAGAAAAAGUAAUAUGUCUAGUCCAUGAAUACUUAGUAUUGGAAGACUAGUUUUGUGUAAUCAAAUUCUGCUUUCUCCUCAACAUUUUUUGCAGGAUGGAACUGAAAGAAGGAAAUCGGCUGACACAGGAGCCCGAGUGAGACCUACACUCCUUUCUGAAACCAACACCAUGGAUUUGCAUCUUCCUUUGGUGCUUUAAGAUCCAACCCAAGGAAAGAAGCAGCUCCUUGGGAGCCAUGGCUUUCUUUGCUCCAUGGAAGUUAUCCUCUCAGAAACUAGGGUUUUUCCUGGUGACUUUUGGCUUUAUUUGGGGUAUGAUGCUUCUGCAUUUUACCAUCCAGCAACGAACUCAACAUGAAAGCAGCUCAAUGCUUCGUGAACAAAUAUUGGACCUCAGCAAAAGGUACAUCAAAGCUCUGGCAGAAGAAAAUAGGAAUGUGGUGGAUGGACCCUAUGUUGGUGUGAUGACAGCUUAUGAUCUGAAGAAAACUCUUGCUGUCUUAUUGGACAAUAUUUUGCAACGUAUUGGCAAGUUGGAAUCGAAGGUGGACAAUCUUGUGAUCAAUGGCACUGGAGCAAAUUCAACUAAUACCACCACAACCGCUGUUCCCAGCAGUAUAGCAGCAUUUGAGAAAAUUAGUGUAGCAGAUAUAAUUAAUGGAGCUCAAGAAAAAUGUGAAUUGCCUCCUAUGGAUGGCUUCCCACACUGCGAAGGGAAAAUCAAGUGGAUGAAAGAUAUGUGGAGAACAGAUCCCUGCUACGCAAAUUAUGGUGUGGAUGGAUCCACGUGCUCUUUUUUUAUUUACCUCAGUGAGGUUGAAAAUUGGUGUCCUCAUUUACCUUGGAGAGCAAAAAAUCCCUAUGAAGAACCAGAUCAGAAUUCAAUGGCUGAAAUUCGUACGGAUUUUCACCUACUCUAUGGAAUGAUGAAACGGCAUGAAGAAUUCCGAUGGAUGAUACUAAGGAUCCGAAGAAUGGCUGAUGCAUGGAUUGAAGCAAUUAAAUCACUGGCAGAAAAGCAAAACCUUGAAAAGAGAAAAAGGAAAAAAAUUCUCGUUCAUCUGGGACUCCUGACCAAGGAAUCUGGCUUCAAGAUUGCAGAGAAUGCAUUUAGUGGAGGCCCACUUGGUGAAUUAGUUCAGUGGAGUGAUUUAAUUACAUCUCUCUACUUACUGGGCCAUGACAUUAGGAUUUCGGCUUCACUGGCUGAGCUCAAGGAGAUAAUGAAGAGGGUGGUAGGUAAUAGAUCUGGCUGUCCAACUGUUGGUGACAGGAUUGUGGAACUCAUUUAUAUUGAUAUCGUGGGACUUGCUCAAUUUAAGAAAACUCUUGGCCCUUCCUGGGUUCAUUACCAGUGCAUGCUCCGUGUACUGGAUUCAUUUGGUACUGAACCAGAAUUUAAUCAUGCUAAUUAUGCCCAGUCUAAAGGUCACAAGACCCCAUGGGGAAAAUGGAACCUUAAUCCUCAACAAUUUUAUACAAUGUUCCCUCACACACCAGACAACAGUUUUCUGGGAUUUGUGGUAGAACAGCACCUGAAUUCAAGUGAUAUCAAGCACAUUAAUGAAAUCAAAAGGCAAAAUCAGUCCCUUGUAUAUGGCAAAGUUGAUAACUUCUGGAAGAAUAAGAAGGAGUACUUGGACAUCAUUCACACAUACAUGGAAGUACAUGCAACUGUUUAUGGAUCUAGCACUAACCACAUGCCAAGCUAUGUGAAGAAUCAUGGAAUCCUCAGUGGACGAGAUUUACAGUUUCUUCUCAGAGAAACCAAGUUGUUUGUCGGACUGGGGUUCCCAUAUGAGGGUCCAGCUCCCCUUGAGGCUAUCGCUAAUGGAUGUGCAUUCCUGAAUGUCAAAUUUAACCCACCAAAAAGCAGCAAAAACACGGACUUUUUUAUAGGCAAACCAACCUUGAGAGAGCUAACUUCUCAGCAUCCUUAUGCUGAAGUUUUCAUUGGGCGACCACAUGUCUGGACUGUGAACCCAACUGAUCAUCGUGAAGUAGAGAAUGCAGUAAAAGCAAUUUUAAAUCAAAAGAUUGAACCUUACAUGCCAUACGAGUUCACAUGUGAAGGGAUGCUGCAAAGGAUGAAUGCAUUUAUUGAGAAACAGGAUUUCUGUCAUGGACAAGUUAUGUGGCCACCACUUAGUGCUCUGCAGGUGAAGCUCUCUGAACCUGGGAAAUCAUGCAAACAAGUCUGCCAAGAAAACCAACUCAUCUGUGAGCCAUCUUUCUUCCAACACCUCAACAAGGACAAGGAUGUGCUCAAGUACGAGGUGGUGUGCCACACAACAGAACUGGCCAAUGACAUCCUGGUGCCCUCCUAUGAUGACAGGAAAAAACAUUGUGUGUUUCAAGGUGAUCUGUUGCUGUUCAGCUGUGCAGGAGCCCACCCCAAGCACAAGAGAAUAUGCCCUUGCAGGGACUAUAUCAAAGGCCAAGUAGCUCUCUGUCAAGACUGCCUAUAGCAGCACAAGCCCUGGGCCCCAACUGAUUCAGCUGGGAAGGAACGUGGCUAGGGGCAGGGAGGGAGAAAGUAGUACAAGGACUGGCCCUACUACCAGAACUCUUUGGCCUUUUAGUUUAGAUUUUGUUUUUGCUACGGACGGAUUUCAAACAAUAAUGAAGUUCUAACGGGCAACAAAAUAGAGACAGACAGUGCAGUGGACUGACUUCUUCAUGUUUGGGAUUUUUAAAAAAAACCUUCAGUGAGCAACUGUGGUGAGACUCCUACAGAACCAUCCAGCUGCUCUUGGGUAAAAAUAAAUGAAGUUCCAUGCUUCAUAAAAAAAAAAAAAAAAAAAAAAAAAAAAGUUAAGAUAAUUAUGAAGAAUCUUGUGUGGGAAAAAUUCCUAAAUCCAUUAACUUAUUUAUUUGUGGGAGGGUUAGGGAGGGUUAGGGAAGGAAGGGAAUGAAUAAUGCAUUUUUUUUUCCUUCAACUGUCCAUCUUCCACUUUCACUAAAUAGCAUUCCAGUGGAGUUUGGGAUGGCAGAGGAAGGGAAGGAAUUGCCAAGAUUUUGAUGUACAGCUGUAGUCAGGGAAUUAGAUUGAGAGGAACACUGUAAAGGUUCCCAAAGAGUGACAAAUUGUAAAAACAGACAAGUCUUUGCUGUUUAAAACCAAAUGGUACACUCCAAGGCGUCAGUCUGCUCUUCUGGACAUCUCUUCCACAAAAGUGAAAGAGAUGGUUCAGGCAAAUGAGAAAAGCAUUAGUUUUAUGUUUGAGAUUAGCAGUGCUUGGGGAGUGCCCCAUGGUCUAGAGCCCAAACCCAUCAGGUGGUGCAAAUUUACCAGAGAAAGAUCUCUCUUCUUCAGCUCCAGUAAUAUAUACACACAUAUAUAUAUAUAUAACAAUACAAGGAAUCAAUGUUGUAUCAAUAAUAUUAAUGUUAGUUUGCCAGUCUGCCAUACUUUCCCUUCACCUAAAAUUUACUAGAUAGAGUGGGAGAGGAGAAGGUUUUUGAAACUAAAAAAUCCACCCUAAGACUUUAUGACCGACUAGCCUUUGGCUUUGAGGGAAGUAGUUGAUGUGAAAUCACACGGAGGGAGGAGUUACGUUAUGACAUCAAGAAAGAAAAGAAUGUGUUUACUCCUCCCGAUCACGACAUAUUCUAAAGAUUUAGGUUGGGCGAUAUUUCCCCUUAGCAUCUAGUAUUACAACGCAAGGGAAAGAAGAAAGACAGGACAAUGAUUGUAAAUCAUUCCACCCGAGUCUUCACUUUGGGGAGUUCUUGAAUGGUGGGAUUUUGUUUUGCUUUUAUGAAUCAAGCAAGGAUCCUUGUGGAAGCUUGUCGCGAAGCCGAGAGGAAAGGAUGAAUGAAUAGCCUAGAGGUGACUUAGCCUGUCUGUAUCUAGGAGGGCUUCACCCGAUUCAGCCCUAGGAACCUCCUCUCAUCCAGAAAUUCAGUCUGUUCAGCCCUUUAUCACGCUGUUGGCUGUUUUGAUUAACUUAUCCGUUCCCUAAAAAAGCCACCAGCCUCUCUGAAUUGGGGCUGGGAAGGAAGAUGGUCCCCGGUUCCCCCCUUCUCAGAAUUAGCUACGGCCCCACAGAGUUCUGGGGACUCCCACGUGGCUGGCCGACAGUUUAGUGUCUAAAACAAAGCGCUGUUGAAUUUGUGUUUCCCGGUGGGAAGGGGAAAGAGUUGAAAUGUAUUUUGUCAGAGGAGAACGGACCUUGGGAACGUCGCCGGAUGCUGCUUCCCUCGCUCCCCUUCCCCAGCCGAGCGCUAAGAGUUCUAAGCACAACAAGGGGCUUUUCUUUGGGACGUGGCCGUCCUUGCCGCCCAGAUUUUAGAAACAGUACUCGGGUCAUUCCGGGAGGCUCGGCUUCUGCCCAGCCGCCGCCGCCGCUGCGGGGGUCUGUAGAACCGGAGACAAAAAAGGGGAGGGGCCCUCGCUGACGAGCCUCUGGGCGCGCAAAGUUUGAUUCUCUCCGCCUUUGCGACCCCGUUCCUGCUCCGCGCCCGGCCCGGGCUGCGCAGAAUCCGUCCGCCUGGCCGGGGCAGCCACCGGGAAGCGGUCCCCGCCCUCGGCCGGAACGGAGGCGCGUCAGGGCCGCGCGCGCGGGGGGCUCUGGGAUCGUCCCUCGGCAUCGGUGUCCCGGCCUUUGGCGGGGGGGGGGGGUCUGUGCAGGCCCGUCGCCUACGUCGGGAAGGGCGGCCUCCCGCUGGCUAUCUGCUGCUUGCCCGGCUCGCCCCCGCCGGUCCCCCGCCCGGAGACGAGCGGACACUGCCACCUAGUGAGCGGCCUCUGCCAGAAGCCAGGAGCCGCCGGGCUGCGCGGGGCCGGCAGAGGGAGCCCCGCGGGCCGGAGCCGGCGCGGGCCGGAGCCGGCGCGCGGCCGCCGUGGCGCCCCGGGCUGCCCGCGGGGCUCCGUCCUGCGCUGGGGAGGAAGCGCCGCCAGAGCGGGCCGCUGCGGCUCCCAAAAUCCUGACGUGGAACGGCUCCGUCCCUUUUUUUGCUCCCCAACCACACACUGGGCGUGGGUCUGAGAGGAGAUUUCCCGCCCUCUCUUUGUGUCUCCCCGCGGAGCGUUACAGCCGAGAGCCCCAGUCCGCCCAGGCCGCAGGCGGGGCCCGCUCCGCCGCUUAGUGACCUCGGGCAGCCUUCUCCGUCCGACUGGCGCCCAGUCCUCGAACUACCUACCUCCCAGCGUUGUUGUGAGGCCCCGCUCUGUCAGCUGCCCGGGAGCCUGGGGUCGGCCUGCCAGCGCCCGAGGCGCUUCCCCGCCCGGGCGGGAGAUUCGCACCCAGGCCCCCCGGGGAGGCCCGCGCCGAGCUCCGGAGACUCGGACGCGGUCACUUGGCCGUUCUGUUCCUUCCCUUCCUCCCCUCCCCUCUGGAAUAGGCAAAGGGGUUGGCUUAUGUUGUAAGGGGCAGCGCAGCCCUUGGGGAGGGACAGUCAGAAGGGCCUGGUCACACACACACACACACACACACACACACACACACACACACCCUUUUGGUCAGGGAGUUCUCAGAUCCCUGCCCUUAACCGCAGCGUCGGUGCCAAUUGCGGGCCCAGAUGGACUCCUGAGCAACUUUGUAGUCAUUGAUAACGCGUGUCGGGGGGAGGGGGGAAGGGAUGCAAACCCCUGAGCAUAACCGAUGUUACCCCAAGCUGUAAGCGGAGCUCUCCUAGACUUUUCCUUUCCGUUUUUUGUACCUUUUUUGUUCCGAGUGACUUCUGGUUUUUUUCAUGGUGAUCCUAGGAUCUUAGGAAAUUUAAGGGAAAAAAUUAACAUAAUUUAUUAAAGAUGGUUAACAGAAAAAAAAAAAAAGUUUACCUUUGAAAGGUAAAAUGGAGAAAUAGACACUGUUUUUAAAUGCCAAUAAAAACCUCAUUUAUUUCAUAUAUGCAACUUGAUUUGCACAUUUAUGAAGAGGCUUUCUGCAUUUUUACUUAGGUUUUUUGGUUGCUGCUGCUGCUGCCCAUCACUUGUUCCUUUCUUGAACGUGGCCUCGUGCUUAGAAAUGUCAGAUUCUGUUUCCUAGGCUGUAUUUAUUGUUUAAAUCAUGUGCCUUUUCAUUUUUCUUUGGGGUUCUAUGUUGGGAGCCAGAUGCUAUUUGAAGGAGUAUAAUGGAACACCAGUUCUGCCACAUGACUCUACCUUGUUCUAAAUGUAGAUAUAUGUAGCGUGUGUUCUUCAAAACGCCCUUUGUGUCCCCACAAAUGAACAAAGAAGGGAAAAAAAUAAUAUGUGAGAAAAAUGGAUUGUCAUCAUUCUUUCCAAAUGUUCACUCUCUGUGGCUUCCCUUUGGUUAAAUAUCCUCAUCAAGAGAACCUUGAGUGAGAAAGUGGAGUUCAUAUCCAAUUCUCAAUCUCCUGGGGAAGGGACGCAGAAGGGGUAACUCACACAGCCCUCCAGGGGAUCAAAGCAUGAGCCUUAUAAAAUGGCUACUGUGAGUGGAUUGGCAUUAAAAGAUCAACCUCAGAUCUACUAAGAUUUUCAAAGUUUGGCUGUAAGAUAUUAGCUUGUUGGCUACAUAAUAGGAAAAAAGGAGAAUAAUUUCCGGGGUAAGGGGAUGUUAUUUUUAAAUAUUUGCAAGACCCAAGGAAAGAGUGAUUUUUUUUUUUUAAAUUAGAAGUGGAGAUGAAGUUUAGAAGAAUACUAAAGAGUUAAGGGUCUAGCUGAAAAUGUUUACAAUUACAUGAUCUUUAAACAAGACCAAUUUAAGUCAUUCUCCUGGGGACUAUUUCUAAAGGCCUGGCUGGUUUUCCUCAACAUUUUAUCCUCUCUCACAAUACUAGGUUGUGGCUAAACCUGGGAGAGAAACUUUGGCUUUCCCCAUAAAUGUAUAGGGGUUUGUUUUCAUGAAAAAUUCUCAAUUGUUAGACAAUUGCUUAUUUUUUUUUUUUUUAACGACAGGCUCUAUUGUGUAUGUUUCUAUCCUAAGCCUGGAUUAUUUUAUUUAUUAAUUAAAAGCAUAUUUAAGUUCAUUUACCAGCUUUCUUCAAGCCCCAUCCAUUCUUGUAUGGCUAUAAAGCAUCUCCAUUGGAAGAGACAAACAAAUGGAAAUAGAUUCUCAUGUAAUUUGAGAAGCUAGCAAUUUCUCACAGCUGAAGUAAACUGUCUUUGAUUAUUGUUGGCACCAAGGGAAAUGGAAAACCAGAUUUUUCAAUGGCUAAAAGGCCACAUUUUCUCUGUGGUUCAUUCCAAAAAGCUAUAUAGGACCAAGUGAUUCCUUAACACUAAAGGCUCUUCCAUAACAUUAAAUACAAUAACGAUAAAUACACUCCAUAUAUAUUAAUCUGGAAGUGUCUAAAUAAAAUGAAAUACUAUUCUUGACUGACUUAGUAGGGAUUAUCCAUCUAGAUUGCCCUAAGUCCUUGACUUUGCUAAUAUAAAUUCUAACUGAGGGGUUUCUAAUACUUUGUGACCUGAAACAGGUUGGUUCGCUUGAAAUAUUUAGCUUAUCAACCCUAAAUGAAACAAGAACUUAGGGAUGGGUCUCUCUUGUACACAGCUAGACUCUCAUCCAUAAGCUGUUUUCAAAACCAUUUUUGCAAAUUUUUCUUUAAUCUUUAAAGUGUCCUCUGCCUUGUAGAAAUUGUAUAUUGAAUGAAAAGCAUCUUUUCAGUCAAUGCUGAUUUAGCUUUCCCUGCUGAAUUUCAAAUAAAUGAGACUUUAUUAUAUUUCGGAUUUUCAAUAUAGAGAUGAUCUCUUUCUCCCUGCUUUCUAGGGUAUCCCACUGCCCCCUGCUGGAUGGGGGGAAUCCAUAAGUACCCAGUAUAAGAAGUCAUAUUAUCACCAUAAUUGGAUUCUAGGUUGUUUGUCAUCUCAUGGUCUUGGCACCAAACUUAAGGAAACUAAAGUUUUGUUUGUAGUUGCUCAGGUCCCAAGGAGACUGGAUUCUGGAAAUUGCCCUUAAAGGUGGUACAAUUAUAAUGUUGGAUGUUACCUCUCCAAAGCAUAGUUCCAAAUAGGUCAAGAACUGGACAAGGUUAUUAACAUUCUUUAAAAAAUAAAAUCAGUUGUUAUUGAGAUGCCAGUUCAUUUUUUCUCCCUGUUUUCUAGAUUUUCCUUAUCUGAUAAAUCUGCCUGCUAAUGCUCAUGAACGAACAUCUAGAUUUUAAAAGUUAUUUCUGUUUCAGGCUCCACCUCAUAUGAUUAUAAUUAAAUGAUAUAGAAACACCAGUUAAUCCCUUGAUAUAAAAACCUUGACAGCAUCUUCAACUGAAUGGACAUUUUCGUACUCUGUACUCCAUCCCAACCUUGAACUUGGGCAGUCAGCCCAACCCACUGGAUGGGGAUUUGUAGGCAAGUGAAGGUAUCGUCUCUAGAUACCAAAAGGGGAGCCACAUUUAAUUUUAAAAGGAUAUCAGAAAAUUAAUAUCUGGUAUUGCCAAUUUUACCUUUGUAAAUGGUGCUUUUAGUAGAAUGGGGGAGAGGAGAAAGAUAUCUAAGUCAAAAAUGUUAUGGGCAAAGGCUUGUAAUUGAGGCACAAUGAAGAACCCUUAGUCUAAAGGGGGUCUAGCUAGAUGAAAUUCUGUCAUCCAUCUCCAUGUACCUCAGAAUCAACUGAUAUCAGUCAUAGGUAGCAAACUACAAAACAGCUGGAAUCCAUGAAAUUUGGGGGUUUGUUUUUCUUUUUAACCAGUCUGCCCAGAUAUUAAAAGCAAUGGGUUUGUGAUGCCAAAGGAUGUAACAUCCCUUCCACUAUAGUUUGAAUUCAUAACCUUGAUACUUUUAAGCUUAGUUUAAAUAUGCAGACUGGUGUGUUCCACUAUACUCUUUAAGCAGCUCACAGCUCACCAAAUACUGGUUACAACUAUUUCCUAUUGUUCAGUUCCUGAGGUUUAAUAGUCCGGGAUUCUAAAAAUAAGGUGUAAAUGUCUGAAUGUACUUUACUGGCAUAGAAAGCAAUGCUUGUUUUUCACUGUUGUAGAGAAAACUAGGGAGAACUUUAUUUUUCAAUAAACUUUUUUCUUGUGUGA